Messenger RNA from Hydra vulgaris (swiftwater hydra), 2264 nucleotides. The record is from RefSeq and is a predicted model, not a curated record. NCBI's taxonomy places the organism in Eukaryota, Metazoa, Cnidaria, Hydrozoa, Anthoathecata, Hydridae.
CAUUUAUACCGUAGCCAAUAUUCGGCCAAUGUAGUUUCGGAUUAGUAUAUAUAAAGAUUUGAAUUGAAAAUAUAAUUUUAUAUUGUAAAAUGUCAACUGGUUUUACUGGCAAAGAUGUUUUCUUGUCUUUUGAAGAUCUAAAAGCAAAUAUUAAAAAAUAUGAAGAUGCUAAUUUUGUGCAAUUAUGGAUGAGAGACGCCAAGACAACUAAUGCUGCUAGAAAAAGCAUUCCAAAGAGAGCUAGUAUUAUGGCUCCACAAAUUAACUACUCUUUUAUAAAGUACUGCUGCAUUCAUGGUGGACAAAAAUUUAAAUAUAAAGGUUUUGGAAAACGUCAAACUUCGACAUAUAAAAAAGAUUGCCCUUUCUACCUAUACUUUAAGGCAUCGGACGAUGGACAAGCAUUAAUCUGGCAAGAAUUGAACAAUACACAUAAUCACGAAGUAUCUGAAAUUUUCUAUAAACACUUACCUAAUCAAAGAAGACUACCUGAUUAUGCUAUUGCUAAAGCAGAAACCUUGUUAGGUUUGAAAGCUAACAAAAAGUUGCUUCAACGAGAAUUGUUAAAUGAGACUGGAAAAAUGCUAACGCUCCGAGAUUUAUCAAAUAUUGCUGCUUCUGCACACAAUAGUGACACCCAAAAUGAUUUAACAGCCUUUAUUACAACUUUAAAGGAAAAAUAUAAUGCUAAUGUUGAAGUUUUGACAGAUGCAGACAAUAAUUUGCAAGGGCUUUUUUUUCAAGAUUUUUUUAUGCACAGUGCCUACAACGCAUAUCCUGAGUUUUUAUGCAUGGAUGCGACAUAUAAAUUGUUAGAAAUUCGAAUGCCUGUUUAUAUUCUGCUAUGCGAAGAUGGAGCUGGUGAAAGUGAAAUAGCUGCUGUAGGUUUGCUCACGCAUGAAGAUGCUGCGUCUUUUAGUUGGUUUGUUGAAAGAUUUAAGAGUUUCAAUAUUGCUUGGCCAAAGACAAAUGUCUUCAUGACAGACAAAGACUUAACAGAAAGAGAGAUUUUACGUAGUGCUUUUCCUUUGGUUUCUCUAUUACUCUGCUUAUUUCACACCAUGAGCCAACAUCACACUUUUGUUAACAGAACUUUCAAUCGUGAGAUUACAACUUCCAAACUUGGGAUAACAUGCGGUGAACGGACUUCAUCUUUAGAAAUUAUUCAGAAAUUGGCUUACGCUACAUCAGAAGAAGUUUAUGAUGAACUAUAUAGAUUAUUUAUUUCAUCUUCUCCAACUACUGUUGUAGAUUAUUUUAACAAGAACUAGCAUAAUAUUCGUGUUGAUUGGGUUCUUGGUUUAAAUUUUGCUAGUGGAAAUUUCAUGAACAGCACCAACAACCGCCUUGAAAAUUUCAAUGGCAAAUUAAAAGAAGUGAUUGACUGCAACAGUUCCUUAGAAAAUUUCCUGGAUAAAUUUUAUGUUGUUCUAGCAUCAAUGCGUAAUGAAAGAGAUCACAAGACUAUAAGCUUGCGUGGAGACAUUAAUUUGUUACAAAGAGAAAAUGAAUACUUUAUGGUAAACACCACUGAAGGUCUCCAUACAGUGACUUUUUUGACUGACUGCAUACAGUGAAUUUUUGUUCAUGUAUGUUUAGAAAGUCAAUGCACUUACCUUGUAGACAUAUUUUUGCUGCUCGCUAAUUCCUUAGAAUAAAUUUAUUUGAAUCUUCUAAUAAGAGAUUUUCAAAGCAAUACAAGAUUGAAUUUAGCACAAGGCUAAAUUUCUGCUCUGGAGACAAAAAAGGAAGACAGCGAAAAUGACCAGUCAAAAUAAAGAUUGAAGAGACAAAAAAUUGUGUAUAUCUUGGUGUACAUGAUUUAUCCUCAUUUUCUUAUAAUAAAACAAAAAAUAUUAUUAAACUUUGGGAUUUACCUGUAACUCCAAAAUCUUUACAGAAGUUUAAUGUUUGCUCUGAGAAGUUGAAUGAACAAAUUUAUUAAAUGUGUUCAUUCUUAGUCGUCAUUGAAGUACAACUUGGUAAACUACAAAACACAUCAAAUUCAGUUAUAAAAAUUUGAGUAACAAAGGUAUACUUAUUAUUGUAUUGCCUGAAAGAGUGUCAUUGCUAUUAAAAGCAGUGAAGAAUUCAAGUACUCAGGAAGAAAAGAAAAUAAGUAAGUAAAUGGUUGUGUAUUUUUGCAUGUCAAUUAUUUGGCACAAAUCGGAGUUAAAGACAAAGGAGAUUGUAUAUUUUAUUUGCUAAGAAUAGUUUUUUAAAAUGGCCUAGUUGUAAAAUAAAACUAUGCAGGGAGAGGACAA